GCUGUCAUUUACAUCGAGUAAAGACAUAGACCAUUUCUCAAGUAACAACAUGGUGACCAACAGUCAGAAUGUUAGCAACAGCAAACAGCUGCUUAUUAGUUACGUCAGUGCCGAGGCUGCGGAACACGCUGUCAACUUGAAGAGGAAGCUCACGGGUUUAGGCUACUCUGUGUUUCUGGAUGUGCAUGAAAUCAGAUCAGGAGUUGAUUGGCAGGAUGCCCUUAAUUAUGCAGUCAGUAACUGUGAAGUGUUUAUUCCUUUGGUUACUCCCCGUUACGGAGAAACCCAGUGGACAAAUAGAGAGGUAAAACUUGCUGAUGUGCUUGGAAAACCAAUUUUACCAGUCAGCUUUCUAGAAGAAUGGCCACCGAAAUGUCUGGCUAUUCAAUUUGCUACAACACAGUUUAUUUGGUGGAAAUCUCCUGAAUGUAUUUCAUUAGAGCUGGCAUCAGGGUAUGGAGCAGAAGCAAGAAAUAUCAGAAUAUGGAAAGAAAAAUACAUUGAAAUUGUAGCAGUAGAAAUUGAAAAGCGGCUGAAAAUUAUGAAGUCAGCCAAGGUUUCAAAACCUGCCCUGAAAAGAAUGAAAACAUUGGUGAAAACAUUUGCUGGUCGUCUGCCUGCAACAAUAUCCCCUGAGUUGACACGCCAGGACAGUGAGGAACUGCAGGGACCCCAGAUCGUUAUCUGUGUCCAUCCGUGUGAGGCCAGUUAUGGCUUCCAGCUGAAGGACUGGUUAGAAGAAGCUGGGUAUUCUGUCUGGACUUCCCCAAAUCUGGGACAUUUUUCAUCUUAUGGAAAAAUAGAUUUGAUCUCUAGUAAAGAAGCUGUACAGCACAAUGAAACAGGUGAGAAAAAGGAGAAUACAACAGAAAUAGUUCGUACGGAUGAAGCAGAAAGUCCAAUCAAAAUAACAGCAGGUCAAGUGAAUGAGUUCCAGGAGGUUGUUGAUAGAGCUACGGUGGUCAUCAUAGUUUUAUCAAAAGCAUUUACAGAAUCAUGGAUCUGUAGGCAGCAGGUGUACUACUGUGAACACAGAAAGCAGAUUUUGCCUAUUGUCUAUGAAGAGUUCAGGGUGCCAUGCUGGCUGAAGAUGCUGAUCAGAACCAAGAAACUUCUAAGUGUGAACAAGUCCAGUUUUUAUCAAAUUUUGUUAAUGCAAGUUAAACGUGCUCUGGACCCAACUGCCAAAAACUGCCUGGAAACAGAUAGUCUGGAGGCUAAUAAAACACUAGCUGUAGACUACCUGAGGAAGUCACUGGAUGUUAAAUACUGUGUCUAUGUGUCAGGAGCUACCAAAUUCUCUGAUGCCAGAUCUGAGGCUGUGUGCAGAUCCAUAGGAACCCAUCUUGCCAAGCUCAACAAUGUUGCUGUGGUGACAGGAGGUUGCUAUGGUACAAGCGAACGUGUAGGCCGCACAUUUUAUGAAGAAUGUAAGAAACGGUCUCUGAAGUCAACAGUUUGGCAUAUUCUCCCUGAGCAGGACUCACAGGACAUGAGUGAGCGAUACAAUCAGAGCUCUGAUGGAACAUUUGCUCUCAAAGAUUUUGGCCAGACGCUGUUUUGUGGGAACAGUGUGUGGGAGAAAGAAGCCAUCGUGGGAAGAUGUUUCCAGAUUUGUUUGCUUAUUGAAGGUGGACCAGAUGCCUCUCAUGAAGUAGAAGAGUUUGUCUGGAAUGACCACAUUAUUAUACCUGUCUACUGUGCAUAUGAGACUGAUACCAUUCGAGAAGAGUGCAGAGCUACAGGCAAGAUGUUCCCACUACCACCAGGUGUAUCUGAGUGGGAUUGGAAAUGUCUAAAUGACAGGACAACAUCGGUGGAGGGAGUUGGAGCUGCAGUUAAAAACAUUAUAGCUGACCUGCUUCAACACCUGAACCAACAAGCAGAGUUACCUGUAGAAGAUGAACCAGAAUCGCCACUGUUUUCAGACGCAUAA
Molecule: messenger RNA, 1936 nt
Organism: Candidula unifasciata
Lineage: Eukaryota; Metazoa; Mollusca; Gastropoda; Stylommatophora; Geomitridae
Source: the annotation of a GenBank genome assembly